Bursaphelenchus xylophilus (pine wood nematode) is the source of this 572-nucleotide messenger RNA. The record is from the annotation of a GenBank genome assembly. Lineage: Eukaryota; Metazoa; Nematoda; Chromadorea; Rhabditida; Aphelenchoididae.
AUGGAGGUGGAAAGUGGUCUCAGAAAUCUCCAAGUCAAUGACCGGGCCUCCGAGAUCAUGGGAGGAUUCAAGUUGUAAGUUAAUCAAUUUCGAAUAGUAGAAGAGUCAUUGUUCUUUUGUUAUUUAGAAAUUGGAUGAACCUACGAGAUGCGGAGACAGGGAAAAUACUGUGGCAGAGUACAGACGACAUGGCCAAUCCUAAUAAAAUCCAUGAAGGUAAAUUGUGGCGCACAACUUAAUAUUACGUACCACUUAUAGCGAACAUUCCGAAAGCAAUCUUAAAAAGUAAAGCCGUUGCAAGGGAGAUCAACUUUACUUCCGAACACGAGAUCGAGAAGUUCAGACUGGAACAGCGCGUUUGGCUGAAGAAUUCGGUGAUCGAAGAAUGGUUUUUUGACUUUGGUUUCGUUAUUCCUCAAUCAACAAAUACCUGGCAAAAUAUUAUUGAAGCUGCCCCUGAGGGUCAAAUGUUGCCCGCAGCACUAUUGAGUGGAAAUAUUACAAUCGAGACUAGCUUUUACGACGAUUCUCUUUUGGUGAGCACAUCCAAAGUAAAGUUGUUUUACGUGUGA